Messenger RNA from Mercenaria mercenaria, 1519 nucleotides. RefSeq lists its product as uncharacterized. Bases 1 to 1464 code for a protein of 487 amino acids. The transcript has 4 exons. Lineage: Eukaryota; Metazoa; Mollusca; Bivalvia; Venerida; Veneridae. Gene Ontology annotation, molecular function: zinc ion binding. The record is from RefSeq and is a predicted model, not a curated record.
AUGGCGGCCACAGAAAUUUCUCUGUCGGACAUUCCCGAUGAUUUCGGAAUUAGCUAUCUUAAUAAGCACGUAUCCCUUCGCAGAAAACAAAAGGCUCAAGCUUUUGUAAGCGGAUGCUAUGUAGAAAGAGUUAAGUUUUAUAAAAUCAGCGAGAACAUUGUCCAAAUCGGCGGGGAAGUGUACCCGAGUGUAAAGAAAAAUGAACAAAGGCACGUCGUUAGUUUGGAUGUUGAUGUUAAAGAAAAAGUGAUUGUUGAAGGGUAUUGUCGAUGUCAACAAGGGGAUGGUGGUACAUGCUCACACAUUAUUGCCAUUUUGUACCUCAUAGAGCAGUGGAAAAUUAUUGGCUACAAGGAUGUAUCUGCAUUGCUCUCAUCGACAAGUUUGCCACAACAAUGGGACAGGCCACGUGGCGGAAAAAUCAAAUCGGAACCAGUGUCCCAAAUGGUGAUUGCGAGACCUACAAAUUUGACACGUAAACGAAAGCCAGUCAUGACAGAGUUCAAGGACAAUAGGAAAAUCCCUGUUACAAAUGACUGUAUCUCAGCUUUGAAACAACUUAAUGGAUCUCCAAUUUCAUACUUAGUAGAAGAAUCAAGUACAAGUACAAAAUAUACCGACACACAUAUAGGUCCACAAGUUGUAGGAAGUGGAUUGUCUUACCAUGCCAAUUUGAUGGAAUGUGUACAUGAGCCAAGGAAAGAAAAUGGGUGUGGAGAUAUUACAAUUCCUGCUGAUGUACAGUUAGACGGUGAAGCGGAGAAGAACAUUAGUGAAAAUGCUUCAUCAUGGGCACACUUGAGAAUUACCAGUGAAGACGCGCAAUCUAUAGAGAGAAAAACUAGAAUGCAGAGUGGUUCGAAGGACUGGCACGAACAUAGGAAAAACAGAAUAACUGCUUCCGUGUUUGGUUCAAUUAUUAAAAGAAAAAAAGAAGUAAAUGAAAGCUUUCUAAAAAACACAUUCUGCCAGAAACCAUUUGUUUCUAAGCCAACAAGCUAUGGCCAAGUACAUGAAAAAACAGCAAAAAUCCUGUAUGUAAAGAAAACAGGAAAUCAUUUACAUGAUGUUGGUUUAGUAGUGAACCCAACUUUUCCUUUUUUAGGGGCCACACCGGAUGCUCUAGUUUGCGCAGGUGGCAGUACUGGUUUGGUAGAGGUCAAGUGCCCAUACUCGGCAAGAAAUUAUUCGGUGUUGCAAGCAAUUCAAAGCAAUGUUAAGGACUUUUGCUUGAUCCAAACUGGAGAGAAUAUUGAGCUCAACAGAAAUCAUGCAUAUUAUUUUCAGGUACAAGGCCAGUUACUUGUGACCGGAAUGCCAUUCUGUGAAUUUAUUGUUUAUUGCAAUGAAGACAUAUUUGUACAAAGGAUUGAACCUGACCGAGACAUAAUGCUCACUAUUUUAAAGAAAAUGACAGACUUUUACAUUAAAAAUUUUAAGCCCUACAUGGAAAGCUUGAAGUAAACGGUCUGAACCUAGAAACAUGACACUUUAUACAUACCAUUGUUUUGUGAUUUGC